AUGGCGGUCGGUCGCAGAGUCGUCGCCCUGCCCGCACUCGUGGCCUUGCUGCUGUUCGCCAAUGCCGUGGCCGUGAGAGAAAGCCCUGAUGAAAAUAUUGAAGCCGGUUCCAAAAGGGCAGUAGAUGAUGACCAUAUGUCAACCCGCAACAGCACUGUCCGGAGGAGCCUCGCCGACGCCGGUUUCCUCUCCUGCGGCACCGGCAACACCAUCGACGACUGCUGGCGCUGCGACCCCCACUGGGACCGCCACCGCCGCCGCCUCGCCAACUGCGCCGUCGGCUUCGGCCGCGCAGCCACCGGCGGCCUCUACGGCCGCUACUACGUCGUCACCGACCCGUCGGACGACCCGGUCGAGCCCCGCCCGGGAACCCUCCGGCACGCGGCCAUCCAGGACCGGCCCCUCUGGAUCUUGUUCGACCGCGACAUGGUCAUCACCCUGAAGCAGGAGCUCCUCGUCAACAGCUUCAAGACGAUCGACGGCCGGGGGGCCGACGUCCACGUGGCCAACGGCGCGUGCAUCACGCUCCAGUACGUCACGAACGUCAUCAUCCACGGGCUCCAGAUCCACGACUGCCGGCCGACGGGGAACGCCAAGGUGCGGAUCUCGCCCUGCUCCGACGGCCUGAUUGACGCGAUUAUGGGCUCGACGGCCAUUACCAUCUCCAAUAAUUACUUCUCACACCACAAUGAGGUGAUGCUAUUGGGGCAUAGUGACUCUUACACAGGAGACAGGGCAAUGCAAGUGACUGUUGCCUUUAACCAUUUUGGGGAAGGUCUCACUCAGAGAAUGCCAAGGUGCAGGCAUGGGCAUUUCCACGUGGUAAACAACGACUACACGUCGUGGGAGAUGUAUGCCAUCGGUGGGAGUGCAAAUCCCACCAUCAAUAGUCAGGGCAAUAGAUUUUUCGCUUCGAACAAUCCUUUUUCUAAAGAGGUCACAAAGAGAGUUGCUGACAAUAACGAAACGUGGAAGGAUUGGAAUUGGAGGUCGGAAGGCGACAUGAUGCUUAAUGGAGCGUAUUUCGUGCCCUCGGGCAUUGCUGAAGCUAGCAGCUACGCCAGGGCCUCGAGCCUCUCGGCAAAACCAUCUUCUUUGGUGGCAACUCUGACUGCUGAUGCAGGCGCGCUUCACUGUCGUAAAGGCGUGUUGUGCUGA
Messenger RNA from Striga hermonthica, 1158 nucleotides. The record is from the annotation of a GenBank genome assembly. NCBI's taxonomy places the organism in Eukaryota, Viridiplantae, Streptophyta, Magnoliopsida, Lamiales, Orobanchaceae.